Cryptotermes secundus is the source of this 1521-nucleotide messenger RNA. RefSeq names its product splicing factor YJU2. The record is from RefSeq and is a predicted model, not a curated record. Gene Ontology annotation, biological process: mRNA splicing, via spliceosome. Lineage: Eukaryota; Metazoa; Arthropoda; Insecta; Blattodea; Kalotermitidae. Gene Ontology annotation, cellular component: U2-type catalytic step 1 spliceosome. Bases 443 to 1411 code for a protein of 322 amino acids. The transcript has 8 exons.
UACGCCUAAAAAUCGUGUGGGCGGGCAAAAUGGCCUGAUCCUAAAAAAGUUAAGCAGCUAAUAAGCAAAAUCAUUCGCCCUCAACAAUUUCGGUUUUCGAGAGUCUCGGGUACGAAAUAUAACAUAUGGAAAAGUGAAACAGAAAAAGAACAUCGUGUUAUUUGUGUAUUAUUUAUGUGUUGACAUGAACUGAACACGUGAAAAUUCUCCUCGAAUGUGCGAAUCCCCAAGACGACAUUGCCGUUGAAGUCACAGACGUAAAGAAUCGAGGAACUAUGGAAUGCGAACAACGGGAACAACUGUGGAAAAGAUGGCAAACGCGCAAUAGAAGAAGAAGAAGAAGAAGAGAAAGAAAAGGCUGUGUAAGGUGCUGUUUGAGUAGUCGUGUUGUAGAUAAUUUUUCGUUUCGAAGGAAGAUACCAAUAUUAUAUAGUAAUACAAAAUGUCCGAGAGAAAGGUUCUGAAUAAAUACUACCCACCAGAUUUCGAUCCAUCAAAAAUACCUCGUAUGAAAUUGCCGAGGAAUAGGCAAUAUACUGUCCGACUGAUGGCCCCCUUUAAUAUGAGAUGCAUUACAUGUGGUGAAUAUAUUUAUAAAGGGAAGAAAUUCAAUGCACGAAAGGAGGACGUGGAAGGUGAAGAUUAUCUCGGCAUUCGGAUCUAUAGAUUUUACAUUAAGUGCACAAGAUGCCUUCAAGAGAUCUCGUUCAAAACUGACCCUAGGAACACCGAUUACGAAAUUGAAGCGGGUGCCACUCGUAAUUUUAUGGCUUUGAAGCUGGCAGAAGAACAGGCACAAAGAGAGGAGGAUGAGAGGAAGGAGGACGAGGCUACGAACCCAAUGAAGUUGUUGGAAAAUCGCACAAAGCAGUCAAAACAAGAAUUGGAACUUCUGGAGUCUUUGGAGGAACUCCGAGAUUUGAACAGAAGACAGAGAUCAGUGGACUAUGACACGAUGUUGUCUCAGUUUGAUACCAAAGACGUUCAGAAGAAAUUAGAGGCAAAACAAGAAGAGGAAGAUGAAAAAUACAUCAGGUCAAUUUUUGGUGUGGGAGGUUCUAAGAAGAAGGUCAUAUCAGAAGAAAUAAUAGAAACAGUUGAAGAAAUGCAUGCAGCUAGUGCACCUGAUCCCCCAAAGAAAAUUGCAAGGAUAUCUUGUGACCCCAGUGCAAAAUCUGGUACCCAGGAAUGUACAUUGUCAAAAUCGUUAGAUGUGUCACAAAGCAGGAGUGUAGGAAUAGUAAGCAAGAAAGGAGGACUUACGGGGUUAGUUCGCCUGAAGUCAUCAAGUGAUCAAGCAAUAAAACCCACAUUGGCACCUGCCCAAAAUGUCUCCAGUGCUGAUGAACCAAAACCAACUCCCAGUGGACUGUCAUUACUGGGUUCUUAUUCAGGUAGUGACAGUGAGUGAUGUAUGGAUUAAGAGAUGGACUCUGUUGUAGAUUUUUAUAAGGUUCAGGGCACAGUUGAGAAUAGUUUUAUUGAUUGCAUCUGUGAUCCAAUAAAAAGGCAGCAGUCUUA